AUGCUGCUCAAACUAAGUUCGCUCUACAUGCUCAAAGAUCGAUGGCGGCAGGUCGAGUAUCCCACGCACAUCACCGUCAGCCUGCCUCGUUUCUUCAAUCCCAAAACGCUAUUGUUUCCUGAUGGCCGCGGGGCCGAAAAGAAGCAACAGCAGUCUGAGCCUGAACGCUCUCCUCCAUCAUCUUCAUUCCCAUCAGCAUCAUCAACAGCAUACCUUGACGCUCUUCGAGGGUACGCGGCGUGGAUUGUCUUUCUAGCUCAUGGCUGGGACGAGUUCCAUUUCUCCGCAACUCGACAACCCAUCCUAUCCAUCAUCGUAGCCGCAAAGUCCAUGGUCGCUCUGUUCUUUGUCAUCUCAGGCUACGUGUUGAGCUAUCGACUCCUCGUCAUGACGCAUGACCGUUAUCACCGUCGUCACCGUCGUCACUACCACCAUCGUCGUCAAAGCCUCGACAUCGACCUUAGUCACGACCACGACAAAAUACUACAGACUCUAGCCGGCUCUACGUUCCGCCGGGGAGUGCGGCUAUGGGGCUCGAGCAUAUUCGCACUCUCCAUCUCAGGGCUGUUGGUCUGCAUGGGCUGGGACGGAGGGUACGGCGACGACAGACUACGGAAGGACACGCUCUGGGAACAAAUCGCAGACUGGUUCCACAGACUCGCGUGGUUCAUGAACCCGUUCGUCGAAGUGGACGGAUACUUCUGGGGCGGCACGCUGCAGAACGAGUACCUGGGACCAAUGUGGACGAUCCCGGUCGAGAUCCGAGGCAGCAUGAUUUUGUUCUUGUUUCUCGUGGCGACUUGCAUGAUGAGUUUCCGCAAACGAGCCAUCUUGACUUGGACCACGAUACUCGCCUGUUACUUCUGGACGAAGCUUUACGUAGCUCAGUUCUUGAUGGGGAUGGCCAUCGCCGAUGUUUCAUUGAACCGUCAAUACCACUACCUGCUACUCCAGCAGCAGCAGGAGCUGGAUCAGGAGCGGCGACAGCGAUACUCUCGUCUCAGCACCACCGGCAGCCGAGAACCCUCUUGUUCACCUUUCUACGUACACUCGCGCACCGCAUCGUCAUCGUCAUCGUCGUCAUCCACCGGUUCCUUGAUCGAAGAUCCCUUGGAGCAUUACCCCUCGGUGUUGCCCUUGUCGUCGCCGUCGUCAAUGUCGUCGUCGGACAAUGACGAGUUCGCCACGGCACCGUAUCCAGUCCAAAGCCGACGGUCAAAAAUCAUCUGGAUCGCCGUGUUCGCCACCGGCAUCUUCCUACUAGGUCAACCGGAUCCCUCCAGCGGCGACGACCUUGGCGUCUUUGGCGACUUCCCGUGGAAAUACCUCCACGCCGUGAUCCCGUCGCAGUACGACAACUCCUUCGCGCAGACCUACUUCUAUCUCGGCAUCGGCGGGUUCCUCCUCAUCCUCGCGCUCGAGAUGUAUCCUGUCUUGCGCACCCCCUUGAACACGCCGUUCAGCCAGUACGUCGGAGACCUCAGUUUCGGCAUUUACGCCAUGCACCCCAUCAUCGUCAUCAUGGUCAUCCGCCAGUGGUACGAGCCUUGUGUGCGCGCCCAGCUCUUUGGCCAUGGCUUUUGGGCCCACGUUCCGGGUAUGGUCCUGACGCAUGGGCUCGUAUUUACGUGCGCAGACUAUUUCAGUCGUGUCGACUACAGGGUCGUGGUGCUUGCACGCAGAGUACAGGCUUGGUUUUUCGAUGGCUAG
Exophiala spinifera is the source of this 1710-nucleotide messenger RNA. RefSeq lists its product as uncharacterized. The record is from RefSeq and is a predicted model, not a curated record. Gene Ontology annotation, biological process: polysaccharide biosynthetic process. Gene Ontology annotation, molecular function: acyltransferase activity, transferring groups other than amino-acyl groups. Lineage: Eukaryota; Fungi; Ascomycota; Eurotiomycetes; Chaetothyriales; Herpotrichiellaceae. The transcript has a single exon. Gene Ontology annotation, cellular component: membrane. The coding region runs from base 1 to 1710 and encodes 569 amino acids.